UAGUAGAGGGAUUAGUAAGAACCAAGCAGAGUAUAAUAAAACAAUUUUCAUUGUUCUGUGUCAAAAUAAAAAGAAUUUCUAGUUUGAAAUCAUGAAAUUAGUUACAUUUAUCUCUUUUACGAUUCUGACCUGCUGUACCUCAGAAAAGCUGAUAGAUUAUCGUAUACCUCUCGCAAGCAGUUGUACACCAAGGGAGUGCAUUAGCCCUGGACCUCUCUGCGAAACGUGUUCCAGUUUGGUAGCAUGUGUUGAACUAGCGAAUGGUACUUACGGGAAACACCAAUUGGCAACUUGUAACUCACCAACGCAUUGUGUCCAUGAGGUGUGUACUAGUGACUAUGAUCCUUUCUGUGCUGGUGCUACCGAGCUGUCAUUUCCAUGCAACCAGGUUGGAAGUUUCCCCGAUCCUUUUUAUCAUAACAGAUUCGUUCUUUGUGUUGACGAUGAUUCAGAUUUAAAAGCUUACUCAAAUGUGUGCGAAGACGGAUUUAGCUUUAAUCUAGCCAAUGAUUUAUGUAGCGAGGUUAUGGCACAUGCGGAAUGUCCACAAGAACCAUAUCCAGUACCGAUAUGUCACAUUCUAGGACAAUCUGGAGCUUUGGAACAGAAGCCUGCCAUGUAUUAUAUAUGUAAGGAACGAACCUAUGACUCAAAUAAGAGUGCGCUUUAUCCUUACUUAUACUUAUGUCCUGGAGGACAAGAAUAUAAGGAUUUUAUGUGUACGUCUUACAAUCUCCAAGAAAAAAGUUAAACUGAAAAUGAAGAAUUUUAUUUUUGUUAUUGUUCAGUUUUCUAAUAAUAUGUUUGUACAAUAUAAUAUUAUUAACGUGUUCA
Molecule: messenger RNA, 834 nt
Organism: Zophobas morio
Lineage: Eukaryota; Metazoa; Arthropoda; Insecta; Coleoptera; Tenebrionidae
Exons: 2
Coding region: 92-751 (219 amino acids)
Cellular component (GO): extracellular region
Molecular function (GO): chitin binding
Source: RefSeq, a predicted model, not a curated record